This is a messenger RNA of Cooperia oncophora, 2118 nucleotides long. NCBI's taxonomy places the organism in Eukaryota, Metazoa, Nematoda, Chromadorea, Rhabditida, Trichostrongylidae. The record is from the annotation of a GenBank genome assembly.
AUGCUCUACUCACCGGACGGUCAGGCGAUUCAACUACGGGGAUCACCUGGGCCACCUGGACCGCCGGGCACAAAAGGCGCUCGUGGAUAUCCUGGUUUUCCGGGAAGCCCUGGAGUCAAAGGAGAACGCGGUGAUCGAGGUCCUGUUGGACCACCCGGUUAUCCGGGACCGAAAGGUGACCGUGGUGGCCCUAUUCACGGUCAGAUACAGGUUGGCUCUGCUAUGCCGAACUCACCGCUAAUGAUCCAAGGACCACCUGGGCCACCAGGUCCUCCUGGUCCAAUGGGUCCCGUCGGUCCCGAAGGAAAACCCGGAAUAAAGGGUGAUCGUGGUCUUCCUGGUUUCGACGGAGAAAGCAAGGUCGGACCAAAAGGAGAACAUGGCGAACCGGGACGUGAUGGCAUCCCAGGCCUCCGUGGACCUCAAGGUGAACGUGGAGAAAAGGGUGAACCCGGAGCUCCGGCUGCGUAUAGCCAUCAUCGCCAUGCCCAAGCUCAUGUGAUUCCUGGCCCACCUGGACCUCCAGGGCCACCAGGAUUACCAGGAGCACCUGCACCUCCAGCACCGCCAGCAAUCUGUCCUCCAGGACCACCUGGUGCUCGCGGACAGGACGGACGACACGGACCACGUGGGCCACAGGGCGAGAAAGGCGAUCGAGGUGAACCGGGAGUUGCAGGACCUCGAGGACUUCCUGGAAUACCUGGAGGAGCGGCUGUUUCCGGAGGAAAGGUCGUAAUGGGACCACCCGGACCGCCAGGUAGAGAUGGAGUGAACGGCGAGAAAGGAGAAAAGGGUGAAAUGGGAGCGCCGGGUCCAAUGGGACCACCAGGUCCCGAAGGAAUGUCCGGCAAGAGAGGACGACGAGUAAGCAUAACUAUUCUUAACUUCGUAGCGAAUAGGCCACCAGGAUUACCAGGAGCACCUGCACCUCCAGCACCGCCAGCAAUCUGUCCUCCAGGACCACCUGGUGCUCGCGGACAGGACGGACGACACGGACCACGUGGGCCACAGGGCGAGAAAGGCGAUCGAGGUGAACCGGGAGUUGCAGGACCUCGAGGACUUCCUGGAAUACCUGGAGGAGCGGCUGUUUCCGGAGGAAAGGUCGUAAUGGGACCACCCGGACCGCCAGGUAGAGAUGGAGUGAACGGCGAGAAAGGAGAAAAGGGUGAAAUGGGAGCGCCGGGUCCAAUGGGACCACCAGGUCCCGAAGGAAUGUCCGGCAAGAGAGGACGACGAUGUUGUAUGGUGGUGGUGUUGAGUUGUGGGUGUGUGAUUUUAACAUCAACAGCCGCUUGGGGAAACCUGGAGAGCCAGGAGUAUGUAAUCAAACUUGUCCUGCUUCGGGGGGACUGCAAGAUCCGGAAUCUCUCGUUCGAGAUCUGCUUGCCAGUUAUUAGGCGAGAACUAAAGGAAAUCCGUAUCAAACACGGCUACCCAGGACCGCCAGGACAGCCUGGGCCACAGGGACCUCCUGGGCAGCCUGGGCAGAUCGGACCAGCCGGACCACGGGGACCGCAAGGUCUACCGGGUCACGCCGGCGAAAAGGGUGAUCGAGGAGAAAUCGGACCACCAGGAUUGCCAGGACAACCGGGUCAAAUGGUCGAAGUGCCAACAUCAGGCACUGUAGCCGUCAUGCCAGGACCUAUUGGCCCACCUGGACUUCCGGGACCACCUGGAGAGAAAGGAGAGCCUGGAGGCCCAGGACUUCCUGGACAACCUGGGUCUCUCGGAUUGCCGGGACCACCCGGACCGAUGGGCCUGCGAGGAUCACCAGGAGUUGAAGGACGACCGGGCAAACAAGGACCAAUUGGACCAAAAGGCGAUCCAGGAGUAAUGGGACCACAAGGAGUGCCUGGUCAUCCAGGAGCCCCUGGAGAACGAGGAGCAGAUGGCAAAGACGGUAUGCGAGGAGAGAAAGGCGAUCAGGGCAUACCAGGUCUGGAUGCGCCAUGUCCCACAGGUCCAGAUGGACUACCUCUACCGUACUGUUCUUGGAAGCCAAUGGAUGGCAACGUACGAGUGGACUAUGGGGCAAGAACGGGGACAACUGGGAACGGCUAUGAUGGCAUACGCUACGAAGAGCUGUCUCCAGACGUUUGGAAACCAUCGUCAUCUUGA